Molecule: messenger RNA, 1920 nt
Organism: Aspergillus aculeatinus CBS 121060
Lineage: Eukaryota; Fungi; Ascomycota; Eurotiomycetes; Eurotiales; Aspergillaceae
Product: Zn(II)2Cys6 transcription factor
Exons: 1
Biological process (GO): DNA-templated transcription; positive regulation of transcription from RNA polymerase II promoter by galactose
Cellular component (GO): nucleus
Molecular function (GO): DNA-binding transcription factor activity, RNA polymerase II-specific; zinc ion binding; RNA polymerase II cis-regulatory region sequence-specific DNA binding
Source: RefSeq, a predicted model, not a curated record
CGCAAACGGGCGCAGGUCGCCCGAGCGUGCGGCAAUUGCCGUGUCCGCCGGAUCCGAUGCGACAACCAAGUCCCAUGCUCCAACUGUGCCCUAAGCCGGACGGUCUGCAGCAACAGCAGUGCGCCCGUCGCGCUCACCCUGUCCCAGGCCAACCAGGAGAUCGCCUUGCUUAAACAGAAAGUCCAGCAGCUUGAAGCCGAGCUCGAAGGCUGCACUUGCAGCAAUCGAGACAACCUCGCACCCGACUUAACCUUGCGCGAGCCGCCAAUCGAGAUCCAAGUUGAGCGACCCGGGAGUGAAACCCACCAAAAUGCCACCCCGCAUCCUUCCUGGGGAGGGAUCCAUUUUCGACCGGCACGCUCAUCCAACAGUCUGUGGCUGGGCCCGUCCUCGCUGUAUUCGUACAUCCAGCGGAUCAGUGGCUUUCUGAGCCUGCAGUUGGACCAGGAGCAGCCCGCGCAUCAGCUGCUCCCGAUCUCCGCCAGCGACAACAAGCUUCUCGACCGACCCACCACCGACCCGACGAAGAGCCUGAACCCGCUGCCGAACACCACGGCCUCUGUCUAUCUGACUCCCCUGCAGGAAGACUUUUUCAUCAACUACUUCUGGCAGACCUACCACGUUUCCCUCUUCCCCAUCAUAAACGAAGCGCACUUCAAGCAGCACUACGCCAGUCUAUGGACGGCAGGCGGGAAGGAACGGGGACCGUCGGCGCUCGUGGACAUCGUGGUGGCGAUGUGCAUGCAGUACCACAUUUCGACCCUGCCGGCGGAUUCGCAGAGCGGGCUGUUGGACGGCCAGGACGCCCUCGUGGCCGGCCGAUGGCACUACUGGCGGGGCCAGACGCUGCUGGCCUACGAGCUCGAGAGCCCCUCGAUCGCCACGCUGCAAUGCCACCUGCUCUGCGCCGUCUACCUCUGCGGAGGCUCGUUCCACAACAUGAUGGACAGCACGGUGAGUCUCGCCGUGCGCACCGCGUACAUCCUCGGUCUGCACGUGGACCCGCCGGCGAGUCUGCCGGAACCCGACCGCGAGCUGCGGCGGCGGCUGUGGUGGGCGGUCCAUUUGAUGGACACCCGAGCGGGGAUGAAACUCGGGCGCCCGUUCAUGCUCCCCGACCGCGCCCGCCAGGCCAUGCCCCAGCUCCCCAGCGACUCCCUCGCGACCGCCGCCGCGUCCGGCUCAGCCUUCGUACCGAUCGGCGAGGACGCCACCUGGUUGAGCUUCAACCGGUACCAGACCACGCUGUACAUCGCCAUCCGCAACGCCUACAAUGCGCUGUUCACCGCCGAUCUCCAUCUGACCGAAGACCAGACCAUCUGGGAUGACGCGGACGCGCUGGAGACCGGCGCCCAGAUCUUAGCGCAGCAUGCCCCGCGCGUGACCGAGUGGGCGGAGAGCGUCCCGCGCGCCCUGCGGCUGCAACGCGAGGGUACGGGAUCGGACCGAGCCUUCGCGACCGGCGCCGCGCGCCUGCUGCUCGAGCCGUUCACCCCGCCGUGGCUGCAGCGGCAGCGCGUGCUGCUCGAGCUCACCUACCACCACCAAUGUGCCAACCUGUACCGACCCGCCAUCUCGUUCCAGUGUCGCCCGCCACCGGGCGGUCACGCCGAAGGGCUGGCCCAACGCUGCGCCGCGCACGCCAUCGCCGUCUCCCAGAUCCUCCGCCAGGUGAUGGAGGAGACCCCCCUUGUGAACGGGUGGCACGAGGCGUUCUACAUGCAGUGGAGCGCGGGCAUGACCCUGUUAGGGUUCUUGAUGAUCUACCACCACGGGCCAAUGGCGCCCGACGCGCGGACCGCGAUCGCGCAGGCGGUCGCCGUGUUCGAGCGCUUCCGCGCGGGAUUUCCCGUGGCCGGCCACGCAAGCAGGAUCCUGCAGGGCCUGCUGAGCCAGGCGGAUCUCGUCGCUCGAGCGAGU